GCACUAUUUGGUGGCUUUAAACAAUCAGAUCAGGAAAGAAAAUUAGAUCGAUAUGGUCUCGAAGCAUAUUAUCAAAGUGAUCUUGAUAAGACAAUUGAAGCUGCUGAAAAAGAUUUCCAAUAUUAUUCACCAUGGCGUAAGUUAGAUCCUGCUGCACGUGCUCAGUUGAUUCGUAAACUUGCUGAUUUACUUCUACGUGUUGUAGAUUAUUUAGCAGCUGGUUUUCCACCAGGUAUUAUUAACAGUGUAUUAGUCGAUGUUCCUGUUCGAACUGCUCAUAGAGCACUUUUCACUCAUGCAGGUCAAGUAUGUUUUGCUGCAUCAAGAAUAUUUGUUCAUUCCACACUUCACGAUGCCUUUGUGUCUAAAAGUGUCGAAUUAGCAAAGAAACGUAUUGUUGGUGAUCCAUUUGAUCUUACAACUGAACAAGGACAAUAG
Molecule: messenger RNA, 438 nt
Organism: Rotaria sordida
Lineage: Eukaryota; Metazoa; Rotifera; Eurotatoria; Philodinida; Philodinidae
Source: the annotation of a GenBank genome assembly